Molecule: messenger RNA, 1376 nt
Organism: Drosophila persimilis
Lineage: Eukaryota; Metazoa; Arthropoda; Insecta; Diptera; Drosophilidae
Product: acyl-CoA Delta(11) desaturase
Exons: 5
Coding region: 89-1231 (380 amino acids)
Biological process (GO): unsaturated fatty acid biosynthetic process
Cellular component (GO): endoplasmic reticulum membrane
Molecular function (GO): iron ion binding; stearoyl-CoA 9-desaturase activity
Source: RefSeq, a predicted model, not a curated record
AACGCUCAGAUCGAAAAACCUUCACAAGUUAACACUCAGGGCAUCACAUUAAAUUUAAUUAAAUAAAAGUAAAGCAAACAAAGGCGACAUGCCACCAAAUGCCGUAGGACUACCGGACACGUUAUCAAAGGUGCCCGUCGAUUCCGAUCUGACAAAGGAGACAAAUAUGGAGGACGAGUCAUCCAAGCAGACCGGCGUGCUCUUUGAAGGCGAUGUGGAGACAGCCGAUGGAGCCCUAGCCACGGAUACCUUCCUCUUUAAAAAGGCCGAGGACCGCCAGUUGCAGUGGGUCUGGCGUAACAUACUUUUGUUUGCUUACGUUCAUUUUGCGGCUCUAUAUGGUGGAUAUUUGAUGCUGGCCAAGGCUAAAUAUGCCACCGUGCUAUUCUCUGCCGCCCUGUACGUUGUUGGGAUGCUGGGCAUAACAGGAGGUGCACAUCGUCUCUGGGCCCAUCGAUCCUACAAGGCCAAGUGGCCGAUGCGUUUGAUAUUGAUCAUCUUCAAUACGAUUGCCUUCCAAGACGCCGCCUAUCACUGGGCGCGCGAUCAUCGUGUGCAUCACAAGUACUCGGAGACGGAUGCCGAUCCGCACAAUGCCACCCGUGGCUUCUUCUUUUCGCACGUGGGCUGGUUGCUCUGCAAGAAGCAUCCCGAUGUGGUGGCCAAGGGCAAAGGCCUGGACUUGUCCGAUUUGCGUGCCGAUCCCAUUCUGAUGUUCCAGAAGAAGCACUACUAUGUUUUAAUGCCGUUGGCCUGCUUCAUUUUGCCCACCGUCAUUCCCUUCUACUUUUGGAAUGAGUCGCUGCUGUGCUCCUGGUUCGUGUCCACCAUGUUCCGUUGGUGCUUCCAGCUGAAUAUGACCUGGCUGGUGAACAGUGCGGCCCACAAAUUCGGUGGUCGUCCGUACGACCAGACCAUCAAUCCAUCGCAGAAUGCCACUGUUUCGGCAGUCACCUUUGGCGAGGGCUGGCACAACUACCAUCAUGUGUUUCCAUGGGACUACAAAACUGCUGAAUGGGGAAACUAUAACCUGAACAUGACGACUGCCUUUAUUGAUCUAUUUGCCAAGAUCGGCUGGGCCUAUGAUCUGAAAUCCGUAGCACCCGACACCAUUGAAAGGCGUGUGAAGCGCACUGGCGACGGCACCCACGAGCUGUGGGGAUGGGGCGACAAGGAUCUCACCGCGGAAGAUGCCAGAGAUGUGCUCUUUGUUGAUAAAAAGUCAGAGUAAAUCUCCUCCAGCGUUGCGUACUCACCGGGAGCAGCGAUAACUACUAUUUCUUAAUCAUUAACAGUUAAAAUUUAAUUGGCCAUUUAUAGAUGGUGUGUGAUAAUGAGUUAUGAGCGAUUAUACUAAAUAUAAUUGAUGUUGUUUA